CUCGAUGGGCCGACAUCCUCUUGGUGUGAGCCGAGUUGAGUUGCAGGAAGUUAUUUUAAGGGGCUUGCCUGUCACAGUUGUUGUCUCAGUCACCAGAGUCCUGUUGGACCCAUUUCACUUCUCUCUCCCCGCUGGACCUGCCACAUCUGUGAAAAUGGAGACCAAUGUCCAGUCUGCUGCAGAGGUCAUUCCAGCCCAGACCAGGGUGACUCCACCACAGUCCCCAGUCACCACAGAGACCCAGGUCCCUCCACCCCAGGCCCAGGAGGCCCAGCACAUGGACCCCAUGGAGGAGUUUGGUCGUCAGCUGGAGGAGAUCAUCAGCACCUAUGGCUCCGCAGCCAGCCUGAUGGAGAAACAGUGCAUCGUCCUGGAAACGGAGGAGGUGGACGAGGAGGCCAGCAGAGAGCAAGGUGAUGAAGUCACAGCCACCAAGGAUGCCAGCACGGACAAGGAUACAAAGAAGUUGCAGAAAGCUUUAGGAAAGGAGGGCACGCUACUAAUGCAAAGUUUGAACAAGCUGCACACACCACAGGAGAAAUUGGAUGCUCUCCUCAAGAAGUAUGCCGAACUGCUGGAGGAGCGUCGUGGGGAACAGAAGCAGCUGAGGUUCAUGCAGAAGAAGCAGGGCCACGUGGGGAAGGAGAGGGACCAGCUCCAGUACGAGCACAGCAGAGCCAUCCUGGCCCGCAGCAAACUGGAGGGCCUCUGCAGGGAGCUCCAGAGGCACAACAAGACCCUCAAGGAGGAGACCCUAGCUCGUUGUUGUGAGGACGAGGAGAAGCGCAGGGAGAUCACCACUCACUUCCAGAGCACACUGACAGACAUCCAGGCUCAGAUCGAGCAGCACAGUAACCGCAACAACAAGCUGUGUUUGGAGAACGCCAACCUAGCAGACAAACUCAAACACAUCAUCAGCCAGUACGAGCAGAGAGAGGAGAGCUUGGAGAAGAUCUUCAAGCACCACGACCUGCAGCAGAAACUGUCUGAUGCCAAACUGGAGCAAGCCCACGCACAGCUGCAGGAGGCUGAUGAGAAGCACAAGAGAGAGAAGGAAUACUUACUGGUACACGCAGCUGAGUGGAAACUACAAGCUAAACUUCUGAGAGAGCAGGAGACAGUCAUGCAGGCUCAGCUUGUUCUGUACUCCCAGAAGUUUGAAGAGUUCCAGACUACGUUGUCUAAGAGCAACGAUGUGUAUGCCAGCUUCAAAAAUGAAAUGGAGAAGAUGACAAAGAAGAUGAAGAAACUAGACAAAGAGUCAACUGUUUGGAAGACCAGAUUUGAGAGCACUAACAAGGCUCUCUCUGAGAUGAUUGAAGAGAGGACUCUGAAGGAGAAUGAGUAUGAGAUGUUCGUUGUGAAGAUUGACAAGCUGGAGAGGCUCUGCCGAGCACUCCAGGAUGAGAGGAAGAUUCUGUAUUCCAAGAUCAAAGGCAUCCGUCAAACCCCUAAUGCCCCCGAGGGGACACCCAAGGACGAGACACAGGAGCAGGCCCCUGAACCAGUCCACAGCCUCAUGGAUAUUGUUGAGGAGCCAGAGAUGACAGAGGAGAUGGCCCGUCUGAGAGCUGAGCAGAACAGGCUGGCGGAGUUCGCCGCCUCUCUACUGUCCCCGUCAACAGGAGACAAUGAUGACGAUGACUCUGACAGCGAGGAAGAGCCAGAGUCUACAGAACCGGCUGAGACCCAGAACAUCUCUGAACCAACACAGGCCUCAGCACAAGUACAGGUAGAGGCACCAGCAAAGGCAGAGGAACCAGCACAUGCAAAGGCACCAGCUCCAUCACAGAUAGAAGCACCAGCACAGGCUCUCUCACAGGUAGAAGAACCAGGAAAGGCUCCCUCACAGGUAGAAGCACCAGCACAGGCUCCCUCACAGGUAGAAGAACCAGCACAGGCUCCCUCACAGGUAGAAGCACCAGCACAGGCUCCCUCACAGGUAGAAGCACCAGCACAGGCUCCCUCACAGGUAGAAGCACCAGCACAGGCUCCAGCACAAGUAGAGGCACCAGCACAGGCUCCCUCACAGGUAGAAGCACUAGCUCAGGCUCUCUCACAGGUAGAAGCACCAGCACAGGCUCCCUCACAGGUAGAAGCACUAGCACAGGCUCUCUCACAGGUAGAAAAACCAGCACAGGCUCCCUCACUGGUAGAAGAACCAGUACAGGCUCCCUCACAGGUAGAAGCACCAGUACAGGCUCCCUCACCGGUAGAAGAACCAGCACAGGUUCCAGCUCAAGUAGAAGCACCAGUCCAGCCAGAGCCCCCAAAACAGCCAGAGCCCUCUGCCAAAAAGCAGACACCAAAGAAGAAGAAUGCAAGGAAGACCAGCUGAACCGACAAAUGUGUCAUUGUGUGAUCGUUAGGACUGUAGUCCCUGUGCCUGGUGUUAUAGUUGAGAUAUCUAAUCCAGCUUGGUUUGUCUAUAUACUGGUGUAUCCAAAGUCUAUCCAAAGUCAUGGCGUGCAGUAGAAGUUUGUUUAAAUUGUAUAUCAGAUGACGACAGAGAUUUACUGUUUUUUACCAUUUAGAAAUACACUGGCAUAACCAAAGAAUGGGCAGCAAGGUUAUUCAGGACAUUGCAGCCUAAAAACCUUUCAAUGCCAAAUGUGGUUUGCAAAACAGCAUCAUAAAAGCCACUGUCUUUUUUUCCAUCUGAACCCUAUAAUGUAACUUCAAUAAAUAUCUGAUUGAAAUUUA
Molecule: messenger RNA, 2703 nt
Organism: Oncorhynchus kisutch (coho salmon)
Lineage: Eukaryota; Metazoa; Chordata; Actinopteri; Salmoniformes; Salmonidae
Product: beta-taxilin
Exons: 10
Coding region: 5-2338 (777 amino acids)
Molecular function (GO): syntaxin binding
Source: RefSeq, a predicted model, not a curated record